Molecule: messenger RNA, 606 nt
Organism: Vicia villosa (hairy vetch)
Lineage: Eukaryota; Viridiplantae; Streptophyta; Magnoliopsida; Fabales; Fabaceae
Exons: 1
Coding region: 1-606 (201 amino acids)
Biological process (GO): chloroplast organization; regulation of DNA-templated transcription
Cellular component (GO): chloroplast
Molecular function (GO): double-stranded DNA binding
Source: RefSeq, a predicted model, not a curated record
AUGAAACCAAAUCUUCAAUUUUUACUCGAUUCCGGUGUCACUCGUUCAAGCAUUUACCAUUUGCUUAGUUCUAGACCUUCUGUAAUUUGUUCUACUGAUUUGAGAAAGGCUGUGGAGGAGAUUAACGAAUUAGGGUUUCAUCCUUUAAAGUACAAUUUUUGUGUGGCGUUACUUGCCAAGAGGGGUAUCUCUAAAUCACUAUGGGAUGCUAAAGUUGAUGCCUUGAAGAGUUGGGGUUGUUCUGAAGAUGUCAUUUUUGAUGCCUUUAAAAGACAGCAUAACUUUAUGCUACGGUCACCGGAUAAGCUCAAUGCGGUGAUGCAAUUUUGGGUCAAAGAGCUUGAAUGGGAUCCUUCAGCGCUCUUGGCAGCACCUGACCUAUUCGGAUUUAGUCUAGAGAAAAGGCUUGUUCCAAGGGCUUCAGUCGUCCGGUAUCUUUUAUCCAAAGGUUUGAUUAAGAAGAGUGCUAGCUUGUAUACACCGUUUAGUUUGUCUGAUGAGUUGUCCGUGAAAAAGUAUGUGGAUUGUUAUGAGGAUGAAGCAUAUAGGCUAUUAAGGCUAUAUCAGGGGGAGGAUACUAGCAUACAAUGCUCGGAUAAGUUGUGA